Molecule: messenger RNA, 8734 nt
Organism: Dreissena polymorpha
Lineage: Eukaryota; Metazoa; Mollusca; Bivalvia; Myida; Dreissenidae
Product: MAPK/MAK/MRK overlapping kinase-like
Exons: 12
Coding region: 321-1796 (491 amino acids)
Biological process (GO): protein phosphorylation; intracellular signal transduction
Cellular component (GO): cytoplasm; nucleus
Molecular function (GO): ATP binding; protein serine/threonine kinase activity
Source: RefSeq, a predicted model, not a curated record
AUCUUCCAUGGCCCAAUUUUAAAAUAUGCAAAACUGAUCUAGACCAAUUCUGAAUAGUGUGUUUUAAAACGACGCAUGUAUGUCGGUAAUUAUAAUUUACGGCGAUUAAAAUCCUUAAUCCGUUUUUUAUAAUGGAAUUAGCCAAUCUAUUUAGUUUCAGCUAAUAUACCAUCGGAUUAAAUGUAUGAUUUUGGAAACAGUUCCACAAUAAGCGGUCAUGAGGUAAUGACUGCUAAAACAGGAAAACGCGAUUGUUGUGUUUAAAAUGAAAAGGAUGGGAUAAAAUAAUUGAACCCGUGGAGGUAUUUUUUUAUUUUACUAUGGCUAAGUCUGACAAAGGUGCAGACAAUGAAAAUGUGACAGACGACACAGAACCGGUUCCUGACACGAAAUCAUCGACAGAGAAACGCAGAAAGGAUAUUUUGUAUGGGAAAGGAGAAUACCGCAUCCUCGGCAAGAAAGGUGAAGGCACCUUUUCGGAGGUGCUAAAAUGCCAAAACAUAAAAGACGGCUCAUAUUGGGCCUGCAAAAAGAUGAAACAGACGUAUGACAGCUUGGAGCAGGUGAACAACCUGCGUGAGAUCCAGGCGAUGAGGCGACUGGCAAACCAUGGCAACAUACUGGAGCUGGAAGAGGUCAUCUUUGACAAGAAAAGUGGAACUCUAGUCCUUAUUUGUGAAUUGAUGGAUAUGAACAUAUAUGAACUCAUACGAGGAAAGCGGCAUUAUUUACCAGAAAGAAAGGUUAAAAAUUACAUGUAUCAACUGUGUAAAUCAGUUGAACAUAUGCAUAGAAAUGGCAUCUUCCAUCGAGAUGUUAAACCUGAAAAUAUUUUAAUUCGAGAAGAUUUGUUAAAGUUAGCAGACUUUGGUUCAUGUCGGAGUAUAUACUCCAAGCAGCCGUACACUGAGUAUAUUUCCACGAGGUGGUAUAGGGCCCCUGAGUGCUUACUAACGGAUGGGUAUUACACAUAUAAAAUGGACAUGUGGAGCGUUGGAUGUGUGUUCUUUGAAAUUAUCAGCCUACACCCGUUGUUCCCGGGCUCCAAUGAGGUGGACCAGAUUGCUAAAAUCCAUGACAUUAUGGGCACUCCAGAACCAAAUAUUCUUAACAAGUUAAAAAAGUCUAGAGGUAUGAACUUCAACUUUCCGCCAAAGAAAGGUUCUGGCAUCGAACGUUUGCUACCUCAUGCUUCGACAGAUGCUAUCGACCUUAUUUACAAGCUGUGUACCUACGACCCUGAUGAUCGUAUGACGGCUAAGCAGGCAUUGCGGCAUCCUUACUUCAAAGAACUAAGAGAUAAUGACAAACGUCAGGCCUUACUCACAAAACCCAAGAUCACUCUGGAAAAAAAAGAAGAGUCAUCUCCAACGCCAACGAAAACAGAAGAAGAACUGCCAUCACCAAAACUGGAAAAACCAGUCGAUAAAAAGAAAGAAGCCGAAGUGCACAUAAUAGCCAGUUUACCAAAGCCCCAGUCUUUACCCGCUCACCAACUCUUUAAAGACAAGAGAAAGGUAUAUCAGCGACGCAGACGACUCGGCGAAAACCCGCCGACAUACAACUCCACCUCAUCGAGUUUCUUCCCGAAGGUUCCGAUCCAUGCCAGCACCAUCAACCCCUCGUAUCACUCGUCAUCCUUCCCCACCACUUUCUCCACCCACAAUGCAACUGGGCAGCUCUCGCUUCUCCCCUCCAUCAACUCCACCUACAAGACUCACAAGAAUCCUACCACAAAAACAAAGAAUAUGUUCGGCCAUUAUCAACUUCCACAGUUGGGCAGACGGGAGUUUUGACACUUGAUGACUUUCUAGGAAAAAUAUUGUUUGAAUACUCUGCAUCAUCAUGUUAUAUGCACUGUACUAUUGUGAAGUAUUUCAUAUGAAUAAAGCAACAAAUGUUUUAAUCUGUACCGAUUUUGGGGCGGACAUAAAGAAUAAGAGCCUUGUCUGAGAAAACAGGGUUUAAUGCAUGUGCGUAGAGUGUCAUCCCAGAUUAGCCUGUGCAGUCUGCCUAAACUGGACUUUGGAUAUAAGCGACUUUCUUUAACCCUUUGCAUGCUGGGAAAUUUGUCGUCUGCUAAAAUGUUGUCUGCUAGAUUUCUAAAAUUAGCAUUUUCUUCAAUUUUUUUUCAAAGAAUACUAUCAGAAUAGCAAACAGUUUGGAUCCUGAUGAGACGCCACGUUCUGUGGUGUCUCAUCUGGAUCCAAACUGUUUGCACAGGCCUUCAAAAUUCGGUUCCCGCACUGAAAGGGUCAAACUAAAAUACUGUAAAAGCAGAAAGUCUCCUCCCUGAUUAGCCUGCGGUGACUUCAUUAGCUAAUCAGGAACAACACACACACACAAAAUAGCCCAUUAGACCCUGUUUUCCCAGGCUCAUCUCAAAAUAUAAGUACCGGGUAUUUGGAUUUUCAGAAUUCCUGAAAAACUGUAAGUCCUGUGUACUUUAAUUGGAAAGUGCAAAAUUAUGCAACAUUAUAAACAAUUAUGUGUUAUAGUGACUAUGUUGUAUUUUUGGGGAUAUAUUUAUUAGCAAUUUAAGACUACAAAUUAAUCUGUGAUAUUUGUUAAGGUUUGCUUAUGGUAUGUCUCAAUUUUUAUUUUAUCAUGUAUGUUUGUAAAAUUGACUGUUAUUUGUGUGUUUGACUGACAGUUUGUGGCACAAUUUUGUGAGUUUUGUUCAAAUAUUGGUAUAUAUCAUAUUUGUGCUAAUUACAUAUAGACAAUGCUUUGUUCUCUGCAAAUUUUCUUUUAAUGAAUGAUUUGUCAUAAUGUUCACUGUAGUGAUUUCAAACGAAAUAUAUAUUUUGUUUUAAGUUGAGCAGCAUAUUUUUGAUAAAAAGACAAAUAAUAUUUCAUUACAUUUAUUAUUUGAUUGCAAUUCUUUCAGAGUAUUCUAUAAAGUUGUCAAGGUUUUCCAAGAUUCAACUAUUUGUAAAAAGUUUUGUCUGAAAUUAAUAAGCAGCCAGUGUUCGUAUGAUCCCAUACGUUAUGUUACAGCUUUUGCACACACAAAAAUUACAUAUAGCAAAUAUCUUAAGCUAUGAGAAUGCGUCUAUCUGAACACUUUAAAAUCUUAUUGCUAGUGGUCACAGAAACAUGAAGACAUGGGGAAUCAAAUCAUGUAAUAUUCUGUAUUGGACAUUGAUGUCAUGUAAUAUAACCAUUUCAAUGUAGUAUUUUAACAAGCACUGAAAAAUCCUUGAAUGAUUGUAGAAUAUACACCUUGUUUGAAAUUUUAGAGCUUGCAAAUGUCGAGGAUGCAUGUAUUGCCUUGAUAAUCAAGACAUUGUCACUGCCUGUCAUGCAUGUCUAUAGUUUUUGUCCCCAGUUUCACCGGAGGGGACAUAUGGUUUGCGCUCUGUGUGUCUGUGAGUCCGUUACACUUUUUUGAAUCCUGAGAUAACUUAAAAAGUUUUUCAUAUUUUUCAUAAAACUUGAAACAUGGAUAGAUGGCAAUAUGGACAUAGUGCACAAAAAUUCUGGUUGCUAUGGCAACAAAUAUUUUUUUUAAUCUGACAAUGGUUGAGCCGGUAGGGGACAUAUAUUGCUUGGCAAAAAGUCUUGUUUUUCCUGUCUUUUUUUUCCAUGCAAGUUUUUUUCUAAGUGGGUGUUGUUUUUUUCUAAGUGGGUGUUCAUUUUUGGAAAUAUUCAAGUCUUUGGCAGGAUUGAACGAUAACAGCACUACAUUGACCAUUCUUUCAAUAGUGAACAUCAUUUUCUUGCAAUUUUCUUUAUUGUAUGCAUUAAAAUGUUCACACUGGUAUGGCUGCAACUAAAAUUACUGUGCAUCCUCAACUGAUGUCAUUCAUGCCAAGCAAAGAGUUUUAUGGACAUUUUAGUAUUUAUAUAGACUUAAUACAUUUAUAAAAACAUAUUAUGGUUAUUAAGAUGUUCUUUAAAGUUCUUCAUUUUAUAUCAUUGAUGAGGUAUGAGGUGCUCAUGGUUAGAUAUUGGUGCCAGUCUAUGCCUGUACAUUAGAUAUUGGUGCCAGUCUAUGCCUGUACAUUUUCUGUUUUCCUGUGUUCAAGCUAAUUACCACUAAUUAGAGAUCACUUUGUACCCAAUCUUGAUGAAACUUGCUUAUCUUGAACAUAUCUAGGCAGAGUUUGAAUCUGGGUCAUGUGCACCCACCAACUAGGUCACCAGGUCAAAUCUAAGAAAGACCUUGUAACCACUCUAGAAGCCACAUUAUGGAUAAAUAUUGAUGAAACAUGGUCAGAGAGUUUAUCUUGACAAUAUUUAUGCUAACUUCCAAUUUUGUUUACAUGCAUCCAAAAACUAGAUCCUACGGUCAAAUUAUUAUACCCCCACAAACGACGUUUAGGGGGGUAUAUAGGAGUGAACUUGUCUGUCGGUCGGUCUGUCUGUCGGUCCGUAUUAAGUGUCCGCUCUCUGAUUCAAGUUAUUUUCAUCCGGUCUUCACCAAACUUGGUCAGAAAUUGUAUCUACAUGAUGUCUAAGCCAUGUUUGAACAUGGGCCUUGCCGGGUCAAAAAAUAGGUCACGGGGUCACUUAGUGCGUUUUAAAUAUUCAGCAUGUAGUCCGCUCUCUAAUUCAAGUAGUUUUCAUCUGAUCUUCACCAAACUUGGUCAGAAGUUGUAUCUAGAUGAUCUUAAGGCCGAGGUCGAACAUGAGCCUUGCCGGGUCAAAAACUAGGUCAGGGGGUUACUUAGUGCGUUUUUUAACAUUCAGCAUGGUGUCCUCUAAUAUUCAAGUAGUUUUCAUCCAAUCUUCACCAAACUUGGUCAGAAGUUUUAUCUAGAUGAUCUGAAGGCCAAAUUCGAACAUUGGCCAUGCCAGAUCAAAACCUAGGUCACAGGAACACUUGGUCAGAAGUUGUAACUAGAUGAUGUGUAGGUCAUGUUCGAACAUGGGCCAUGCAGGGUCAAAAACUAGGUCACGGGGUCACUUAGUGUGUUUUAAACCUCAUCAUGUUGUCCACUCUCUAUUUCAAGUAGUUUAAAUCCGAUCUUCACUACACUUGGUCAGAAUUUGUAACUAGAUGAUGUGUAGGUCAAGUUCGAACAUGGGCCAUGCCGGGUCAAAAACUAGGUCACUGGGUCACUUAGUGUGUUUUAAACCUCACCAUGUUGUCCACUCUCUAAUUCAAGUAGUUUUUAUCCAAUCUUCACCAAAAUUGGUCAGAAGUUGUAUCUUGAUAAUGUCUAGGGCAAGUUUGAAUAUGGGUCAUGCCGGGUCAAAAACAAGGUCACGGGGUCACUUUGUGCGUUUUAAACAUCACAAUGUUGUCCGCUCUCUAAUUCAAGUAGUUUUCAUCCAAUCUUCACCAAACUUGGUCAGAAGUUGUAUCUAGAUGAUGUCUAGGUCAAGUUUGAAUAUGGGUCAUGCCGGGUCAAAAACUAGGUCACGGGGUAUCUUAGUGCGUUUUAAACCUCACCAUGUUGUCCGCUCUCUAAUUCAAGUAGUUUUCAUCCAAUCCUCACCAAACUUUGUCACAAGUUUUACCUAAAUGAUCUAUAGGACAAGUUUGAACAUGGGCCAUUCCGAGCCUAAAACUAGGUCACAGGGUCACUUAGUGCGUUUUUUAACAUUCAGCAUGGUGUCUGCUUUCUUAUUCAAGUAGUUUACAUCCGAUCUUCACAAAAGUUAGUCAGAAGUUUUAUGGAGAUGAUCUUAAGGCCAAGUUAGAACAUGGGCCUUUCUGGGUCAAAAACUAGGUCAAGGGGUCACUUAGUGUGUUUUAAAAAUUGAGCAUGGUGUCUGCUGUUUUUUUUUAAGACGACAUGCAAAAGAUUAUGUGUCAAUGCGGCAUGUGGGGGUAUUCAUCACGUCUGUGACAAAGCUCCAGUUUAAUGUUACUCUUGAUAAUACCUAGCUAAAUAUUCAAAUCUGGGGCAUUUGCGUUCAAAAGCUAUGAAAAACAGGUCAAAUUAGAAACAACUUUUUCCACUUUUUUGGCAUUAUUAAUUACUCAGUUUUGAUGAAACUAGGUCCAAAUGUGUAUCUUGAUAAGGGUUUAAAGCGUUUAAAUGGUCAAGUGUUGUAGAAAUUUUAAUCACCAGGUCAAGUCUUCAUUAAUUGGUGUACCUUGAACUCACGUAAGCGCUUUAGUGCCUUGAUGGCUCUCUUGUUUUCCAUGAUAAGCUUACACCAUUAUUUACUAUUUUCAUAUUGCAAUAUAAUUUGCAUUUAUUAUGUUUUGAAGACAAAUUACAUAUUUCAUAUGAAUAAUGUUUGUCAUAUAAUCAAAUUAAUGAUAUCUAGAUAUGCUGCUAGAUUAAUAAGAAAUUUGCCAAUUAUGAAGUCAAGAAAUUGGGGCUUAACUAAUAUAUAAUAUUUCAUAUUCAUAAUGCAAUUGAAUGUGGUUAAAGUUAGUAUGAAGAUCACUUUUGGUAUAAAGCCAAGAGAGAAACAACACAUUUUGGUGCUCAUAGUAUGGUACCUGCUGUGCUUAGAAAAGAAACUGAGUUUGGGCACAGUAUAAUGAAUGACAGGGUUGAUGAUUGGAAGAAUUGAUAUUUGGAAAACCAUUAAGCUGACUUCGGCCUUGAUCUUUCAAUUUGCUAAGUGUAGAACUUGAUUAUAAAUUCAGUUAGGUUUUUAAUUUAUACAUUGUAUUCCUUAUGUUAUUUCUCACGAAUUAAUGUGAAUGUUUUUUUUUAAUGUUAACAAUUUUUAAAGGUUGAAAAUAUGCAACGUGAAGUAUAUCAAUUAAAAGAAGGAUGAAUUUAAACACUGAACUGUGUUAAUAAAACAGUAAAUAAUUUUUAAGUUAAGUAAGCUGUAUAUAAAAUAUAUUCAUGUGUGAGUCUAAUACUCCACAGCUGUGUUGGUGUUGGCCUUGGAAAGGGUUCUAAGCAUUUAUACGCAUCAUUUAAUUGAAUUGUUUUGUAGUGUUGUUAUGUUUGUAUUUCUUGUUUGUAUCUACCUGUACACAUUAUAUGAUCUUUUGGACAACAAUGUAAUUCUUGUCAACGAGUUGGCUAAUUUAUUAUUUAUUUUCAUUACGUAAAUUCAUAUAAACAUAAUUGAGCAAAACUGGUUCUUACAACCUAUCCGACCAGUGAAGCUCCAGAUAUGCCUUUGAAACCUUAGUCUAUGAUGAGGAGGCAUAAUAUCGUCUAAAUUUAAUUUAUGUUAAUUAAGCUUUUUCGUUUUUUUAACUGAAUAUUUUAUUUGAUUUAGUGUUCAAAUUUUAUUGGGGUAAAUUAACUUAUAAAUUAAGCAACAAUAUCUUAUUCUUAUUAUAUGAUACAAAAUCAUGCCAUUUUUGUUUAAUAUUAAGAAUGUUCACCAUUAACUUUUGCAUUUCUGAACCUGGAUUUUAUCACUGUUUCUAAUGUGUGUAUUUGCAUAAUAUCAUUAAUUCUUAUGGAAGAAAUUGUGUAAAUAAUUAAUUAUUAUUAAAAAAAAUCCCCCAUAUUAAGCAUUAUUAAAUUUGUUUCAAAUUUGUCGAGUCUAAUUUACUCAAUAGAUACAGAUUCAUAAAAAAGGUACACGAGUUAUCUUCCGUGCUGCUGUGCUUUUACAUUCUCAAACUACAAUUGUAUCAAUUUGUUCAAAUGUUUUGUUACAUGAAUCGUGAUUGGUCGCUUUUUCAUACUGGUCAAUGGAUUGACUAAUAGGCUUGGAUCUUGUUCAGCACACCACUUAUUUGAGUCAUAAAACACCGAACAUUGUUAGAUCCAGAAUGCUGUUAUAUUCCUGUGCACAUUUAAUAAUUUCAAUAUAUAUGUACUGUGAUUAUGAUUUGCCUGUGAUAUUUUGUAACUAUAACGCUUUAGAAAUCUAAUAAAUAAGCUUCAGAUUUGAAGCCUUAAAUUUAGUAUUCACUCAUAACAUGUAUUAGAUACCGGCUUACAUUUCAUUUUUCAACUUUAACUGCAAAAAUAAUUUAAAUCUCAUUUUAGGGAUUUAAAUUUAUAUUGGACUGUGUUCAAAGUACUUAAAUUUAACAAAAUGUUGGUAAAAUGAUUGUAUUCUUUGACUUUCAUUGUUUCAAUGGAUGUUAGCUUCAUAUACAUUCCAAAGACUUUAUUAUGCCAACUUUAUUUAGUGAAAAAAAAGUCUUCUUCAGGAUAACAUCUAGUUUAGCCUCACUCUUGGAAUAAUGCAUACAAGCAUGCAUUAACCCUUUACCACUUAGAUACGUAUUUUUAGGCAGUUGUAGGCCCUAAGAAAGGCCCUUAGAAGCAAAGUGAAAAUUGCUAUGUGUAAACAGCAUAAAACCAGGACAGCUUGAGAGUAACUCGCGGUCUGUUUAGGUUUUAUGCUGCUCAUCUUUAAUGCUCAUCAGUAUUUAAGGUUUAGAAAAUGAAGCCUUAACAACUUGAAUCUAGUAAGAAUGGUCUUAAAUUAAAUAUAAAUUUCUAACAGAAUACAAAUGCGUGAAAAUAUGUAUCUAAAUGGGAAUGGGUUAACCAAGGAGACACAGAGUAAUGACACUUGAAAUAUCAUAAAUCAUAAACAAAUCAUUAAAAAAUUAAAAAUGAAGUUAGAUUUUCAUUUGCUCACACAUGAGUCCAACAGUUGAAUCUGAUUUUCACCAAUUUUCACCAGAGAUUUCGUUGGACUGAGAGGGUGCAUACUUAUUUUGCAUGCAAUUCUUUUAUUGUAAACUUCAAUAAUGAUGUUUGGUGGCCUUAUAUAUGUUUAAGUUAAUGUGAAUGACUUAGUUUCUGUUAUAUGUGAUUUAGUUAUCAUAUUGUAUGUAAAUGGUAUUUUGUUUAACAAAUUUAGAACACAUUUCAUGAAUAAACUGUUACAAAUG